AUGAAGGCAGUCAUCGGACGCAGCGCCAUCGCGCUUGCCACCCUCGCCACCACCGUCACCGCAGCCAUCAUUCCUCGCCAACAAGGCUCCCUCCCACCCAUCACCGUCGAAGGCAAUGCAUUCUACGCCGGUGGAGAGCGCUUCUACAUCCGCGGUGUGGCCUACCAACCUGGUGGUGCAGCCGACGCCGCCGAUCCUAUGCUCGACAUGGAAGCUUUCACCCGCGACGUGGCGAAUUUCAAGGAGCUAGGCAUCAACACGAUCCGAAUCUACACGAUUGACAACUCGGCCAACCACGACGAGGCGAUGAAGAUGUUGGAUGAGGCGGGGAUUUACUUGACGUUGGAUGCGAAUACACCGGAUUACUCGCUCAAUCGGUUGGAUAUCGACUCUCUGCAUCAGUCGUACAACGAUGUUUACUUGCAGAAUGUGUUUGCUACGAUUGAUGCUUUCGCUGGAUACAGCAACCUCGCAAUGUUCUACUCUGGCAACGAAGUCAUCAACGCCAAGAACAACUCCAACUCCGCUCCGUACGUCAAGGCCGUCACCCGCGACAUGAAAAACUACAUCAAAGCCCAAGCCCCCCGCUCCAUUCCCGUCGGCUACUCCGCCGCCGACGUGACCGAAAACAUCUACCAACAAGCCACCUACUUCGCCUGCGGCGACGACGCCACCGCCCGCGCCGACUUCUUCGCGCUCAACGACUACGCCUGGUGCGACCCUUCCUCCUUCGAAGAAUCCGGCUGGGAUCAGAAGGUGCAGCUGUACGGCAACUACUCCCUCCCUCUCUUCCUCUCCGAGUACGGAUGCAUCACCAACCAACGCAACUGGGGUGAGGUCGGAUCUCUCUACUCGACCGACAUGACGGGCGUCUACUCCGGCGGUUUGGCGUACGAAUACACCGUUGAGCCGAACGGCUAUGGUCUCGUGGAAGUCGACUCCUCCGGCGCUAUCUCUCCGAACCGCGACUUCACGGCUCUUAUGCAGGCUUUCCAAGCGACUUCCAACCCCUCCGGCGACGGCGGUGCGCGCCGCCAGACGAGUGUCAUGGAGUGCCCAGCUGAGUCGGAGAACUGGCAGGUGUCGACGAAUCUCCUUCCUGAGAUCCCGAGUGGUGCUGCGGACUACAUUAAGAACGGAGCUGGUAAGGCGGUGGGACUUGCGGGUGAUGGAUCGCAGACUGCCGGUGGACAGUCCGAGACGGAGCCGGACUUGAGUAAUGGUGUGACGACGAGUGAGAGUGAUGUUGAUGGGCAGCAGAAUAACAAUAAUGGUUCAUCUGGGAAUGGAGGGGAUAAGAAGGGCGCGGCGAAUGGACGGGAGGUUGCGGUCAUGACGAUGGUGGUCGGGCUGGCGGUUGCUUUUGCUGCUGUGUUGUAA
Molecule: messenger RNA, 1380 nt
Organism: Zymoseptoria tritici IPO323
Lineage: Eukaryota; Fungi; Ascomycota; Dothideomycetes; Mycosphaerellales; Mycosphaerellaceae
Gene: GEL4
Product: beta-1,3 glucanosyltransferase
Exons: 2
Coding region: 1-1380 (459 amino acids)
Biological process (GO): fungal-type cell wall (1->3)-beta-D-glucan biosynthetic process
Cellular component (GO): cytoplasm; fungal-type cell wall
Molecular function (GO): 1,3-beta-glucanosyltransferase activity
Source: RefSeq, a predicted model, not a curated record